AUGUUUUGGAAACAAAAGUCCAAGGUUCAAUGGCUUAAAGAAGGCGAUAAAAAUUCGAAGUUUUUUCAUGCUAAAACGCAGCAGAGAAGGAAGAGGAAUCCUAUUUCUGGACUUGAAAAUUCUAAAGGCGUUUGGUGUGAGGAUGAUCAUCAGGUUUGUCAUAUCAUACUGACUUAUUUCCAAGAUCUGUAUAAACCAGAGCAAGAUUAUGAUUUCAAUAAUUUCCUUCAAGCUACCACUUCGCUUAUUUUAGAGGUGGACAAUUUGAUGAGAUUGGGUACAGAAGAGGAGUUAAAGGAUGCUUUAUUUGCUAUGGAUUCUCUGAAGGCUCCAGGACCUGAUGGUUUCUCUCCUUUAUUUUUUCAACGUCCCCAUGGGAUGUUUAUCCCUUCUCGAGGUUUGAGACAAGGAGAUCCUUUAUCCCCUUAUCUUUUUCUCUUGUGUGCCCAAGACGAUUGUCUCCUUUUUUGCAAGGCUGAGACUGAAGAAGUUCAACGAUUGGCAGAGAUAUUGAAGGAGUAUGAAUUGGCAUCCGGCCAAGCUAUUAAUAUGGAUAAAUCAGCAUUAUUUUUCAGCAAGAACACUCCUCUUUCAGAUAGAGAUUAUAUCCGCACAAUUCUUGGGGUUUCCAGAGAUGGUAUGAAUGAAAAAUAUUUAGGUCUUCCAUCAGUUGUGGGAAGAUCUAAAUCUAAAGUUUUUGCCUAUAUUGAAAGGAAGAUUUCUGCUAAAGUUAAAGGGUGGCAAGGAGAAUUUUUAUCGACUAGAGGGAAGGAAACAAUGGUGAAAAGUGUACUUCAGGCUAUUCCAGCUUAUACAAUGUCAUGCUUCAAGGUGUCUCACAAAAUUUGUAAUACGCUAAAGAGAAAUAUUUCCCAGUUCUGGUGGAGUGGUAAUCUGGAGAAACAAAAAAUUCAUUGGGCUAGCUGGAAGAAAUUGAUAGAGAAUAAAGCAGAACGGGGGUUGGGAUUUAAAGACAUGGAAGCUUUCAAUACAGCUUUGUUAGCAAAACAAGCAUGGAGUCUACAAGUGGAACGGAAAGCCAGAAAAGUGAUUGAGAAUGGGCUGGCAUGGAAGAUUGCAAAUGGUCAAAGUGUUAGAAUUUGGGAGGACAAGUGGAUUCCUGAUAAAAACAAUUCUACUCUUUGUACUCCCGAACCUUCUAAUUUUAGCAUUUACAGAGUAGUUGAUUUGGUGGAUCAAUCUAUAGGAGGAUGGAAUGAGUUCUUGAUUAAACAGAUUUUUAAAGAAGAAGAUUGGAAAAGAAUUUUACAGAUCCAAUUGCGGGUUACAGAAGGAGUGCAUAAACAUGGUGGUUUUUUUUCAGCAAAUGGCUCUUUUAGUGUAAAAUCUGCAUAUCAGGUUGCGCUUAAGUUAAAAAGAAGUGGGAUGCGGCAUGCCAAUAGAGGUGAAUGUGGCACAAGUGGGAUAGAAGAACGUCAACAGUAG
Cornus florida is the source of this 1446-nucleotide messenger RNA. RefSeq lists its product as uncharacterized. Bases 1 to 1446 code for a protein of 481 amino acids. The record is from RefSeq and is a predicted model, not a curated record. NCBI's taxonomy places the organism in Eukaryota, Viridiplantae, Streptophyta, Magnoliopsida, Cornales, Cornaceae. The transcript is spliced from 4 exons.